Messenger RNA from Zea mays, 966 nucleotides. RefSeq lists its product as uncharacterized. Bases 83 to 547 code for a protein of 154 amino acids. The transcript has a single exon. The record is from RefSeq and is marked validated. Lineage: Eukaryota; Viridiplantae; Streptophyta; Magnoliopsida; Poales; Poaceae.
CACUCACUCGGUCACUCCCCCAUCUCAAUUCUCCCACCCGGCCGCCGGCACCACACGCGCGCUCCGGGAGCCACAACGACCGAUGGCGAGGGCGCGCCUCCCUCUCCUCCUCCUCCUCCUCGUGGCGUUCCUCGCCGGCACAGGCUCCACGGCGGCCCGACACGCCGCGCCCGCACCCGCGUCCGCGCCCCGGGCGUCGCCGUCCAUCUCCGCGGCGCCCGAGUACGGGGCGCCGCUCCCGCGCCUCCCGAACCAGCACCAGCGCCCCUCCGCGCUUGCGCCGUCGCAGGCGCUGGCGCCGGACAUAAUGCCCGUGCUGCCGUCUCCGGCCGAGGACGGCGCCGCGCCGCCGCCCGACGCGGACGAGCCCACCAUCCCGUCCAGCCCCAGCCCGCCCAACCCGGACGCGCUGGAGCCCGCGUGGGCGCUGGCGCCGUUCGGCUCCGCGCCCGCCGUCGCCGCGCAGUCCCCCGCCGCCGCGCCGGCCCCGGCGUCGGCGCUCGUGCUGCUGGCCGUGCCGUGGCUGCUGCUGGUGGUGGUGGUGUAGCGGUUCGGUCUAGCGGCGUGCGCGACCUGCCUGCCGUGGACCACGCCGGCCUCUCCACACAGCUGCUGCUCCUCGUGGAUCAUGUCAUGUGCAUGUCUCGGCGGCAGGCGUGCAGGGUGCACGGAAAAAGGUGGUCCUCGCGGGUUGGUCGGCCUCGGCCGGGCUGGCUGGCUCUGCAGCUCGCCUUGCCGCCACUACUCUCUGCGUCCUCGUGAAGAACUGCUGCUUCUGCUGCUACAUCUCAUCAGCUUUUACUUCUCUAUAUCUCCUGUAAAUCUUAGCUUACUUUUCGGGUGGGGUUACGGCCGGCGAUUUCGCUAUAGACUUUUUUUGUUUUGUUUUUAACUUUUGUUCAGCGGAGAUUAUUAUUUGGGUGAUUCUUGCAGUAAAACUGGACGGGUGGUUCCGUAUUCGUGCUA